GGAGUUUCAAACAAAAUUACUAUCGUAGUACUCAUGUUAAUUUUAUGAACGUAAAAUUGAACAAGUGAACACCGGUUUGAUUUUGAUUCUGUCUUUGGCGUCAGUGCUAAAAAACAACGUGCGAAAGUCUAACUUUGAAAAAUGGAAAAUGAAAUCGUCGAAGAUGCUGAGCCCUCCAGUAGUACAGUAACUCAAAGGCCAAAUAAAAUCAGAAAUAAAAGAUCUGAUGGAGGUAGACCUUCGAGAAGCGAAUUUGAGAUUAUCAGUGAAAAAUUGAGAUCAAUUCAUUCCCCUCUUAUAGACUUGAAGCCAAACCAUUAUGAAAAUAAGUUUUUGGGACGUUACAGAUUAUACAUUAGUAACAUUUCUACUUCAGUAACAAAAGAUGACUUGGAAAAGGCUUUCAAACCUUUUGGAGAAAUAAAUGAUGUGUUUAUUCAACCCAAUAAAAAUUUUGGCUUUGUCAAAAUGGAUUAUUAUCAUAAUGCCCUCAGAGCUAAAAAAGAAUUACAUGGUACUAUAUUGAAGGACCGUAAAAUUUACGUAACUUUUUCUCCUCAAGCCAGCAUUGUGGUAAAGCAUUUGUCUCCCUUUGUUUCAAAUGAACUUCUUCAUGUAGCCUUUUCUGUAUUUGGUGAUAUUGAGUGUUGCUUCAUUAUAACCGAUAGAAGGGGAAAGUCGGUUGGAGAAGGAGUGGUCGACUUUGUCAAGAAAAGUUCAGCAGUUGCAGCUAAAAAGCAUUGUAGGGAAAAACUGUUUUUUAUAAGUUCCUGCUUGAAACCCGUUACUGUUGAAGACUAUAUUUCUCCACCAGAUACUGAUGGAAUUCCAGAAGAAACGAUUCGAAAAUCACGAGAGUUUUAUCAAGAUCGAAAAGCAGGUCCUAGAUUUGCUGUACCUGGCUCAUGCCAAUACCAAUAUGCUGAACUAUUUAAAGAGGUAUGGGCAAAAUACAGGUUGAAAAUGGAUAUGCUCAAAUCCGAACAAGAAUCUGAAGAGCAAAAGCUAGAAUUAAACAUGAUGCGUGCACAAUACGACGAUGAGACUGAACGCCUAAGGGAAAUGAUACGGCAGCGGGAAAUAGAAAAAGAUAGAUUCUGCAAAAAAUUUGAAGACCAGGUCAGGCAUACCACAAGAGAUUCUCAUUUGAUGGAUGAGGCAACUAAAGUGGAAUUCAAAGCUCCUGAUUUGUUUAUGCAGGCCAACCAACUGAAUGAAAUGUUGGAAACCGAAGAGAGAAAUAUACAGGAGCAGUGGAGAAUUGCAGAUUUCAGAAGUGAGUAUGAAACAAACUCUUACCCAAAACAGGAACAAUAUCAUGAUGAAGUCAAGAAUAAUAAUAAUAGAAGAAAAAAUCCUGAGGUUAUAAUUCACUGCCAGAAGAGACCUCGUUUCUAAAGUGGUUAUCUUUUUUGUUUUGUUGAGAAAUCAUUAGAUGAUUUAUAAGCUACAAGUAUUGUUGUUUAGUUGGAAUGCUUCGUUUCGAAAUAUAUUGUAUUACGUUCGUUUGAAAUA
Molecule: messenger RNA, 1515 nt
Organism: Leptinotarsa decemlineata (Colorado potato beetle)
Lineage: Eukaryota; Metazoa; Arthropoda; Insecta; Coleoptera; Chrysomelidae
Product: hrp65 protein
Molecular function (GO): RNA binding
Source: RefSeq, a predicted model, not a curated record